AUGACUAGACGUAUUAAGUGAGUAUAGCCGUACGUAAUUAUAGGUGUUCGUAUGGAUUGAUGCGGUUCGUGCGUUUAGGAUGUGUCACGUGUAAUUCUAUUAUUCACUGUUUCCAGUUGCCUGACAGCUAACCCGGAAGUGCGGCAGAGGCACCGGGAAUGCGGCGGUGAGGGUGCCCGAGCUGUUGUGGACCGGCGGAAGCGUUUUGACUGGGUCAAGGAAGCGCUGGGAGCCUGGAAGGAAUCCUGGUAA
Pelobates cultripes (western spadefoot toad) is the source of this 252-nucleotide messenger RNA. Lineage: Eukaryota; Metazoa; Chordata; Amphibia; Anura; Pelobatidae. The record is from the annotation of a GenBank genome assembly.